AUGUCCUCUCCCAUUCCCUCGUCAACUCCUGUCUCGGAGACCUCCAAUGGGUUGCCCUCCCGACCCCAGCCUAAGCUGUUCUCCAGCCAGGACGGGAGCUCCGGCACCGGCACCCCCAUCGGCUUCCAGCGCUAUCCGCACAACAAGCAUCUGGACCAUGUGGUGGGCAAUGCGCGCCAACCCUCGCCGCAGCCGACACAUUUGGGUAUCCCCGGCAGCCCGCACCACCGCGUGCUGUCCGAGGAGGACCCGGGCUACAUUGCGGCCAAGUUUGAGGGCAAACAGAAGCAGAUGGAGCAAGUGAUGGAUCAAUUGGAGGCGAAGGGCUUCUUUCCCAGUGACUUCGUCGUCUCCGAAACCACCUGGUUCUACAACAUGCUGGGGAUCGACGACACCUACUUCCAGACCGAGUCUGUGGACGCCAUUGUGACGCAGAUCCUCUCCCUCUAUGCUGCCAAGGUUGCCGCCUACGCUCGCGAUGACAAGAAGCUGGAGAUCCGGCUGGACAAGGAGGCCGAGGACCAUGCCGUCUACAUCGACACUAGCAAGCCCGGCAUCUCGUCCGUCGAUGGGCCGCGCUACGAGCAGCGCAUCGACGAGAAGUACAUCAACAACUCCAGUGGUGCGAACAGCUACCGUGUCGAGACCUUCCGCUCGCCCACCACCUUGCCGGGUGACAACGAGCAGCAGCUCCGCUGUUACUUUGUGUACAAGUGCCAAUUCGCCAACCCCAACCCGUCGCCGAACGAGACCAACAUCGACGUCAUUGGCGAGAAGCGCUUCCUGCAAAAGGCCACGCCCAACACCAAAGCCCUCUACCAGGAAAUCAUCACGACGGCCGUCAACCGCAAAGGUCCGGUCAUUGAAAUGUUCGAGAUCGAGGGCAGCCGUGAGAAGCGCCUGGUCAUGGCUUACCAGCAGGGCUCGGCCAUGGGUCUGUUCAGCGCGCUGUCGGAUCUGUACCACUACUACCGCCUGACCAGCUCGCGCAAGUACCUGGAGAACUUCUCCAACGGGAUUACCGUCAUUUCGCUCUACCUCCGUCCCUCCGACAAGGUUGAGAUUGCCACCAAGUACCCGCCCAUUGAGGCAGCCAUUCACCAGAUCAUGAAGGAGACUUCGCUUCUCUACUGCAUCCCGCAGAACCGAUUCCAGGGCCACUUUGCCACAGGGCGGCUCAGUUUGCAGGAAACCAUCUACGCUCACUGUGCGUGGGUGUUUGUGCAGCAGUUCUUGAACCGGUUGGGCUCGGAGUACAUUUCACUGUCGGCCCUUCUGGACAGCAACAACAGUGUCCACGCAGAGCUGCUGUCCAAGAUCAAGAAGCGUCUGCGUACCGAGACCUUCACGGCCGACUACAUCUUUGAGAUCAUCAACAAGUACCCCGAGUUGAUCCACAAGCUCUACUUGGAUUUCGCCAACACCCACUAUGUGCAGACCCAGGGUCCCACCGGGGAUGACUUCCUGCCCACGCUGAGUUACCUGCGUCUCCAGGUGGACGAGGUCCUGGAUGGAGCGAAGCUCAAGCAGCUGAUCCGGAGCACCGCAGUCAACGAGCACGACGAGAUGGUCAUGACCUCGUUCCGCGUGUUUAACUCGUCGAUCCUCAAGACCAACUUCUUCACUCCGACCAAGGUCGCCCUGAGCUUCCGCUUGAAGCCGGACUUCUUGCCGGAGCACGAAUACCCCCAGCCCCUGUACGGUAUGUUCCUGGUCAUCAGCUCUGAAUUCCGUGGAUUCCACUUGCGAUUCCGUGAUAUUGCCCGUGGAGGUAUCCGAAUCGUCAAAAGUCGGAACAAGGAGGCGUACAGCAUCAACGCUCGCUCGCUCUUCGAUGAGAACUACAACCUGGCCAACACGCAACAACGCAAGAACAAGGAUAUUCCCGAGGGCGGUGCCAAGGGUGUCAUCCUCUUGGAUGUGGAGCACCAGGACAAGGCGCAGGUCGCCUUCGAGAAGUACAUUGACAGUAUCCUCGAUCUGCUUCUGCCGCCGGUCAGCCCUGGAAUCAAGGACCCAAUUGUGGACCUGCACGGCAAGGAUGAGAUCCUCUUUAUGGGGCCGGACGAGAAUACCGCCGAACUCGUCAACUGGGCCACUGAGCACGCCCGCAGCCGUGGUGCCCCCUGGUGGAAGUCCUUCUUCACUGGCAAGAGCCCCAAGCUGGGUGGUAUCCCCCACGAUACCUACGGCAUGACCACCCUGUCGGUGCGCCAGUACGUGCUUGGCAUCUACCGUAAGCUGAACAUUGAUCCGUCCACCAUGCACAAGCUGCAGACCGGUGGUCCCGACGGUGACCUCGGAUCCAACGAGAUCCUGCUUUCCAACGAGAAGUACGCGGCCAUCGUGGAUGGUUCCGGUGUGAUUGUCGACCCGCAAGGUCUGAACCACGAGGAGUUGAUCCGCUUGGCCAAGAAGCGCUCCAUGAUUUCCGAGUUCGACCUGUCGAAGCUGUCGCCGGAAGGCUACCGUGUGCUGGUUGACGAGAAGAACGUCAAGCUGCCCAGUGGCGAGGUCAUCCACAACGGCAUGAUCUUCCGCAACACAUUCCACCUCCGCCACCACGAGAAGUUCGAUGUGUUCGUGCCCUGUGGUGGCCGACCCGAGUCCAUUGACCUUUCCACAGUCGGCAAGCUCAUCCAGGACAACAAGAGUGUCGUGCCCUACAUCGUGGAGGGUGCCAAUCUGUUUAUCACCCAGGACAGCAAGCUGCGCUUGGAGAAGGCUGGCUGCAUCUUGUUCAAGGACGCCUCGGCCAACAAGGGUGGUGUGACUUCCUCUUCGCUGGAGGUGCUGGCCUCGCUGUCCUUCAACGACUCCGAGUUCGUCGAGAACAUGUGCAUCCGCGAGGACGGUGCUGUCCCCGACUUCUACCAGGCCUACGUCAAAGAAGUGCAGGAAGUCAUCAAGCAGAAUGCCACCCUGGAGUUCGAAGCCAUCUGGCGCGAGCAUGAACAGACCGGUGUGCUGCGCAGCGUGCUGAGUGACCGCCUCAGUGUGGCUAUCACCAAGCUCGACGAGGAGCUCCAGCAGACCGAGCUCUGGGACAACGUUGCCUUGCGCCGUUCGGUUCUGGGUGAUGCCCUGCCUCGUCUGUUGUUGGACAAGAUUGGUCUUGACACUAUCUUGGAGCGUGUUCCGGAGAACUACCUGCGCGCCAUCUUUGGUAGCCACUUGGCCAGUCGCUUCGUGUACGAGUAUGGCAACAACCCGAGCCAAUUUUCCUUCUUUGACUUCAUGACCAAGCGCCUGUCCAAGAUCGGACAGUAG
Penicillium alfredii is the source of this 3270-nucleotide messenger RNA. Its product is annotated as glutamate dehydrogenase (NAD(+)). The coding region runs from base 1 to 3270 and encodes 1089 amino acids. Gene Ontology annotation, molecular function: L-glutamate dehydrogenase (NAD+) activity. The transcript is spliced from 4 exons. Lineage: Eukaryota; Fungi; Ascomycota; Eurotiomycetes; Eurotiales; Aspergillaceae. Gene Ontology annotation, cellular component: mitochondrion. The record is from RefSeq and is a predicted model, not a curated record.